Toxotes jaculatrix (banded archerfish) is the source of this 1547-nucleotide messenger RNA. RefSeq names its product molybdenum cofactor synthesis 3 (gene mocs3). Gene Ontology annotation, cellular component: cytoplasm; cytosol. Lineage: Eukaryota; Metazoa; Chordata; Actinopteri; Toxotidae. Bases 121 to 1500 code for a protein of 459 amino acids. The transcript has 13 exons. Gene Ontology annotation, molecular function: URM1 activating enzyme activity; thiosulfate-cyanide sulfurtransferase activity; adenylyltransferase activity. The record is from RefSeq and is a predicted model, not a curated record. Gene Ontology annotation, biological process: protein urmylation; tRNA wobble position uridine thiolation.
CCGUGUGGUUCCUAUGUCAACAUCUUUUAUCGACACACUGAACAUUGUCGCUGAAGCAGAAUUAAAGUAUCUUUUUUGAUACUACACGUUUUCUGACUUUCUUUGUGCUUGUCGGCAGCGAUGUCUCAGGAGGUGUGCUGUUUGAAAGCGCAGCUCAGGGAGCAGGAGAAAGAGAUUACUGCUCUGAAGGAGAAAUUAGCUCGAUUGGAAAAGAGCCAUAACUCAGCACUGGAGCUGCACGACAAAGUGACACCCCUAACCCCACUGAAAGCCAAACCAGCCCUCAGCAAUGAGGACAUCAUGCGGUUCAGCAGACAGCUCCUUCUGCCUGAGCUGGGUGUACAAGGUCAGCUAAACUUAUCUAAGACCUCGGUGCUGAUUGUGGGCUGUGGAGGACUCGGCUGCCCCCUGGCACAGUACCUUGCAGCAGCAGGCAUUGGGCGCCUGGGCCUGCUGGACUAUGAUGAGGUGGAGCUCAGUAACCUGCACAGACAGGUGCUGCAUGGGGAGGAGAACCAGGGCCAGGCCAAGGCUCUAUCUGCUGCCAGUGCAGUGAGAAGGUUGAACUCCACUGUCGAGUGUAUUCCCUACCACCUGCAGCUAUCGCCAGAGAAUGCCUUGCAACUCAUUCAACAGUACGACAUAGUGGCUGAUUGUUCAGAUAAUGUCCCCACUCGAUACCUGGUGAAUGACGCCUGUGUCCUCAGUGGCAAGCCUCUGGUGUCAGCAAGUGCCCUGAGAAUGGAGGGACAGUUGACUGUAUAUAACUACCGUGGAGGUCCCUGCUACAGAUGUCUGUACCCAGUACCCCCACCCCCAGAGACAGUGACCAACUGUUCUGAUGGAGGGGUGUUAGGAGUGGUUCCAGGGAUAAUGGGCUGCUUCCAAGCUUUGGAAGUCAUCAAGAUUGCCUCUGGACAAGGCUCUUCCUGCGGCCAGCAGCUGUUGAUGUUUGACGCACAAGAUGCCAGAUUCAGGUCCAUCAAGCUGCGGCCCAAGCAGGCUGGCUGUGCAGUGUGUGGAGAGAACCCCAGUGUAACCAAGCUGGUGGACUAUGAGAGCUUCUGUGGGUCUGCUGCUACAGAUAAGUGCCGCAAACUCACCCUCCUCUCCAGAGAUCAGAGGAUCACAGUACAGGAUUAUCAAUCGAUAAUAAACAACGCAGAGCCCCAUCUUUUGUUGGAUGUGCGCCCUCUUGUGGAGGUGGACAUAUGCCACUUACCCUUCUCUCUCAAUAUCCCACUCUCAAGUUUAGAGGAGAGAAAGAGUGAACAUAUCCAAUUAUUUCAGGAGAGAAUCAGCCAGUUGAAACAGCAGAUGGCAGGUGACUGCCGACCUCCAGUGUAUGUGAUCUGUAAGCUGGGCAAUGACUCUCAGAAGGCGGUGCAGGUUCUGGAGAAGAUGAGUGGAUCAGAAGUGGACAGUAUCACAGUGAAAGACAUCUGUGGAGGUCUAAUGGCCUGGGCACAGAGAAUAGACCCCACAUUUCCACAGUAUUAAUCCACUAAAAGGCUUUUUUCUUUUAAUAAACGCUGCAUUCUCUUUGU